This is a messenger RNA of Alternaria metachromatica, 1506 nucleotides long. RefSeq lists its product as uncharacterized. NCBI's taxonomy places the organism in Eukaryota, Fungi, Ascomycota, Dothideomycetes, Pleosporales, Pleosporaceae. Gene Ontology annotation, molecular function: siderophore-iron transmembrane transporter activity. The transcript is spliced from 9 exons. The coding region runs from base 1 to 1506 and encodes 501 amino acids. The record is from RefSeq and is a predicted model, not a curated record. Gene Ontology annotation, biological process: transmembrane transport; intracellular iron ion homeostasis. Gene Ontology annotation, cellular component: endosome; vacuolar membrane.
AUGUCGCAUCACCACAACUUGGACGUUGGCAAAACUGCGCUAUUCAACACAACCGCGACCGGCGCCGAUCUAGCCUCCCCCACCGCAUUACCAGACGCAAAGUCUCCAGGUGUCGCACGCAUCGAAGCCCUCAACGCGCACACGUCCUUCAUCAACCGCUGCUGCAUCUUCUUCGGCAUCUUCCUCAUUGCGUAUGCGUAUGGUUUGGAUGGGACGCUCCGAUACACCUACCAACCAUAUGCCACUGCGGGAUUCCAACAGCAUUCCACCUUGGCUACCAUUAAUGUCUUGAGGAGCGUCAUCGCCGCUGCUGCGCAGCCUACUGCGGCUAAGAUUGCCGAUGUCUUUGGCCGCAUAGAAGUCGUCAUACUCUCCAUGCUCUUUUACAUCAUCGGUACCGUCAUUGAAUCCGUCAGUUCAAAUGUCGAGUCCUUCGCCGCAGGCGCAGUCUUUUACCAAAUUGGCUACACGACCAUCAUCGUGCUCAUCGAAAUCAUCAUAGCCGACAUCACCUCCCUUCGAUCUCGACUCUUCUUCUCAUACAUACCUGCCGUUCCAUUUCUGAUCAAUACUUGGGUCAGCGGCGAUCCUUUCACCAUCGCAGGUGGCGCGCAAUCGCAAUGGGGGACUGCCAAAGUCAUUGCUCCUCUUAUCAUCGGCUUCAUGUGCCUCCCCGCCUUUGUCCUCUGGGAACGCAGAGCACCUCAUCCAAUGCUCCCGUUCCAUCUACUGAAGGAUCGUGCGGUUUGGGGUGCUUUAGGUAUUGCUUGCACUUUGAACUUUGCAUGGACCAUGCAAGGCGACUUCCUGUACACUGUACUAGUCGUCGCAUUUGAUGAAUCAGUAAAGAGCGCAACUCGCAUCAGCUCUUUGUACAGCUUCUCCUCGGUAAUCACCGGAUUGAUCCUUGGUGGUGUUGUAUUCAAGGUCCGCCGCUUGAAACCUUUCAUCGUCGCCGGAACUUGUCUUUUCGUGGUAGCUUUCGGUCUUCUAAUUUACUACCGUGGCGGCUCUGGCGAUUCGUUGCAUUCCGGCAUCAUCGGAGCGCAGAUAUGCUUGGGCAUUGCAGGAGGCAUGUUUCCAUAUCCUGCACAAGCCAGUAUCCAAGCUGCCACAAAACACGAGCACGUCGCAAUCGUAACGGGCAUUUAUCUCGCUACCUACAACAUUGGCAGCGCGCUUGGUAAUACAGUCUCAGGUGCUAUGUGGCAGCAGAUCAUCCCAAAUGAGUUGGCCCGUCGCAUUGGCGAUCCCUCGCUCGCAGCCGUCGCGUAUGGUGAUCCGUUUGCAUUUGCAACUCUAUACCCAGUGCAAACCCCAGAGCGUAUCGCUGUGAUACAGGCAUACAGACACGUGCAAAAAUUACUCUGCAUCACGGGUAUAUGUCUUGCAGUACUUCUUGUCGCUUUCUCGCUAGUCAUCCGGAACCCGGAGUUGGGCAAGGACCAGAGCCUGAAGCAUGCUGAGGAGGAUGCAGAAGUCAAUUGCUCGGAUAGUAGGUCCUAG